This is a messenger RNA of Hypanus sabinus (Atlantic stingray), 518 nucleotides long. Its product is annotated as ubiquinol-cytochrome-c reductase complex assembly factor 3-like. The coding region runs from base 34 to 333 and encodes 99 amino acids. Gene Ontology annotation, biological process: mitochondrial respiratory chain complex III assembly. Lineage: Eukaryota; Metazoa; Chordata; Chondrichthyes; Myliobatiformes; Dasyatidae. The transcript has 2 exons. The record is from RefSeq and is a predicted model, not a curated record.
GUCUGUGCGCAGGCGCACUGCUGCCGGGUCGGGAUGAGCGGCCGGAGUCUGGUGAUGAGCGCUUGGGCGCUGGCGGCCCUGGGCGCCGGCGGUGUGUGCUGGUUGCUGGUGGGCCCGAGCGAGCAGCGCCAGCGGGACAUCGCCCAGCACCUCCCGGAAAUGAACCGGGCCCACGGGGAGGACAGCAGGCACAGGAAUGCCAUGGUGAUGGAGGCCAUCAAGAAGUCUGCGGAGACACAGAGGAACGUGGCUUUAGACACGGAAUGGAAGAAGGUAUUUCAUUCGGACCCCUUACCCAGGGAGCCGGAGAGGGGAGCCAACGAUCGGAAAUGACGAUUGGGGACAGACGAGGCAGUGGUAGCCACAAGUGGGCAGCACAGCACAAAGCUAGGCCCUUUGGUCCAACUCGCCCUUGCUGAAUGAACUGUGAGCUGUGUCUGGGAAACCAGUCGGAUGAAAUGUAGAUAUUAAACUUUUCUCUGUAUGUGAUUAAACCUGGUGAACUGUUCGUAUCUUAA